Molecule: messenger RNA, 3795 nt
Organism: Adineta steineri
Lineage: Eukaryota; Metazoa; Rotifera; Eurotatoria; Adinetida; Adinetidae
Source: the annotation of a GenBank genome assembly
AUGAGAAUCAGAAAUUUUAUUUCAUGGUUUCAUGAUUAUGUACACACGUACAAUCUGUUUAUACCAGACGAAGAUGAUUAUGAAGAUGAUGAUGAUAAUUCAAUAGAUCCAACAAUACGUGUCAAGCAACAAAAACAUUCUACAUGGCUCUACAUUUUCCUUUUCAUUAUUUCUCUCUACGUGUUGUUCUUCAUCGCAUUGUUAAGUCCAACAAGUCGCACCGUUACCAUUUCAAAUCUAACUCCAUCACUCUUUGAUCAACUUCAUCAUGAACAUGGUGAAACACUCUCAUGUCCAUGUUCAACUAUUACCAUACCUUAUAGCACUUUCGUUACAAAUAUGGUCUCAUUUCAUCCUGUAUGUUCGAGCGUUUUUGUUAGUAGAGAAUGGAUUGAAGGAUUUUAUCUACCAGCAGCCAAUGCAUAUUUAUUGGCGGAUUUUCGAACAACAGCAUUUUCUCAGUUCGAAUUGUUAGCUGCUCUUUGUUCAAUCUCGAAUGAUAUCGUUUCAAAAGCACUAUUAGAUAUUCAGAAUAAUCAGCUUGUUACAGUUGAACUUCUCGAAGAAGAAGAUAUUCAAUUACAAGUAGACGCCAUGGUUGAACUUGUUCAAGCAACAGCAUAUGUUCAACUUACUUCAUUUUUACAAUUUGUCCAAAUGAUGUAUCGUUCUAAUACUCUCGUGUCUGCUUUUGGGACGAAUGCAUUUGUUCAAAUAGGCACUUAUGGACUAUCUAUCACUCCUACGUAUCAAAUUAAUCCAAACAAAAGUAUUGGUCUCGCAUUAAACGCUUUAAGUUGCAGUGAAAAGACCAUGGUGACUCCAGCUGUUUUCUAUCUUCAACCAUUAGAUACGGCCGUGUUUGAUCAUACAAAUUGGCCUGUUUACUCUGCUCUCGGUAUUGCUUAUUCAAAUCAUUCUGCAAGCGCCGACGGAUUCUUUGGAGGAUGUUUUCCUCUGGAUGCUGUUCUAGCAAGUACACUUGAUUGUUCUAUUCUUUGUCUUCUUCUUUUUAAUUCACUCAAAAGUCAAACAGUUACAAUCAUUGAAAAAAAUCCAUCGUUAACUAAAUACAAUCAGUUACAAAUCUUAUAUCCAGAUACACUUACAUGUCCUUGUGCAAAUACUACAAUGCCUUAUGAGACAUUUGUUUCAUUAUCUCCCAUUUUUCAUCAAGUAUGCUCAAGUAAUUUAAUUAACGAAUCAUGGAUUUCACUACUAUCGAGUAGCGAUGUGGCGGAUGUAAAGGGUGGUUCAUGGAUUGGUAAAGCUGCUCAGUACUUUGGAUUACUAUCCAGUAUUUGUCAACUAGCUAGUUUGACAGCUACCGAUAAUAUUCAUAAUUUUUUUGCACGCACUUUUGUUACUUCCUAUGUGCUUAUCGAAACAGACUUCAAUAUUCAAGUAAAUACAACUGUCAAGCAACUGACUGAAUCAAUUGUGAUCAGUUUUAAUCUUUUCAAUAGUAUGACACGUCUUUUCAUGCAGGCGGAUCAGCCAAUAAUAAUAUUACCAAAUUCUCAAGUAAUAUCAAAUUAUAUAAAUACUACAGCCGGUACUAGUAAUCCAGAAGCACUACACUUUAAAUUUCGUUUCAAUACUAUCACAAAGGACAUUUCGGUUCCGGACGGCCCAAUAUGCCAAUGUGUUGUUGAUCCCAAUUGUCAAGGACCAAUCGAUUUCGCAAUUCAGAAUGCAAUUGGUAUUUUACGAUUACCUGGUCUUCAUCCUAUAUAUGUCGCUAGUGAUUACAAGGCACCUGGGUUAGUUGAUGGAUGUUAUACUGUUGAUUUACUUCUUUUAUCAACACUCCAAUGUUUCUAUGCAGAUUCCGAUUGUAUGAAUCAGCUUUUGUAUCAUAUAAAUACAACAUAUGUGUCGCCUACACCUGAUCCCAAUUCGUAUGCACAUCCAUUAAUAUAUAACCAAACAUCAACUCGUUUUCCUCCAAAUACUUCAGUUUCAUCGAUAGUUGAAGAAAUGAUGAUUGAACAAUGGAAUACAUCAUUAUCAUUUUCUAAUUAUUAUAAAGCAUGUGCACCAACUUAUUGUACUUAUACUCAAAUAAAACAUGCAGAAACUUUUAGCAAACUGUUAGUAACAAUGAUUUCUACAGUUGGUGGUCUUGCUAUGGCAUUACGACUAAUUACAUUCCAAUUCGUCAAGAUUGUUUUUAGUUUAUUUCAAAAGAAAACGAAGAAACAACAACAAGUUCGUCGAAAAUUACUUGAUCGAUUUAAGGUGUUAUUAUCUAAACUAAUAACAUUUUUAUCUAUAAAAGUGUUGAAUUUAAAUAUAUUUCCUGCACGAACAUUCGGAAGUAAGAUCGACCGAAUCUUGGUGAAACAUCUUGGUCAAUGGUCAACUCGUCUUUAUCUUAUUCUUCUAAGCAUUACUUUUGUUAUUUUAACUCUUUAUACACUUAUUCAACCACAAACAUUGACCAAAUCCUUUCCAACACCAUCAUUAAAUUUCUAUCAGAAUCUAAUGAAUGAUCAUAGUGAUGAACUUGAAUGUCCAUGUUCAUUGAUUUCAUCUCCAUAUGAUGGAUAUGUUCAAAUUCAACCGAUAUUUCAUCAGAUUUGUUCAAGUGAUUUGAUUUCAAAUGAAUGGAGAUUAAAUAUCACAGCAAAUUUAAUUUCUAAUUUGUCUGCUUAUAAUCAAAGAGAUUAUCGUCUAUUUCUCUCUACUCACUUACAACUUUUAAAUGGAUUAUGCCAACUCUCCAUGCAAACAGUAAAUCAAUCUAUUCAACAAUCUUUAUCUUCACUGAUGGUUACUAAACAAUUGCUAUCAGAAGAGAAUUUUAAUUUACAUAUUAAUUCAAUGAUUAAUGAAGCAAAAUUCAAUGCUCCUUCAACAUUCAUUCGUCUACUUUCGUUACUUCGAGCUACAAAUCAUGGAAAUGCAAUUGUCUCAUCGUAUGGAACUAAUUAUCAAUACAAAGCUUCUGUUUAUGAUUUACGUCAGACUACUUUAUAUACUCAAGCGAUGAUAUAUGAUGAUAAUUGUUCAUGUCAGUUAAAUUCUACUUGUAUUAUUAAUGCUUCGUUUAUCGAAAUAAAUUCGAUACAAUCUAUAACGAUUAAAGGUUUGAAAAUGGGUUGUACACCGAGUGAAUCAUUGUUGGCAUCAACUCUUGAAUGUUUUUAUGAUCAAUCAUGUAUUAAUCUUAUUCAAACAAUGACAGGAUACAACAAAAAUAUCACUCCGAUUCCUCUCAACAUAACCAAUAGUCGAUUUCUAAUGAAUAUGACUGUGAUGAAUCUUAUCAACGAUCUAUUUGUUGAAAAAUGGUCAGCAAUACUGAAUUAUUCAUCAUAUUUUUAUAAAUGUUCACCAAUGAUCUGUUCAUAUACAUAUAUUCAACAAUUGAAUUCUUUCUAUACAUUGACUUAUUUUCUUGGUUUAUAUGGUGGUUUAACUAUCGUUCUCAAAUGGAUCUCUCCGAAAAUUGUUUAUUUGGUGAACAAAACUUACCAACGUCGAAAGAAAACAACCAAUUCAAUCAAACCAAUACCUGCUAUUGAAAGUGUAGCUAUUGAGAGCAACAUUGAAAUAAUCGACGCAAAUAAUAUCAGUGAUACUACUGCUUCUUCACAAUCGUUACAGACAGUAUCAACACAUUCGAAAAGUUUAUUUUCAGUAUCAUCACAUUAUUGGAUCUUUGGUUUAAUAGGAUUUAUACUUGUGACAAUAGGCAUUCUGGUUCCAUUUAUUUAUGUUCUUCAAGAAAGAAAGAACCGUUCCGCAUCAGCAGGUAUGAUAUUCUUAAUGAUUCUCAUCAUCGAGUAA